UCAUUCCAUAGGUAGACAUAUUGAAUUUCCGGAAAAUGGUGGCCAGAGUCAUGAUGUAGCCUUGUCAUCUCCUAAAAUGCCAGAAAAUGGGUCAAAAAACAUCUUCUAUGGCACGAAAAGUGUCACAGUCGGUAUCAUCAAUGUUUGGUUCAACCAAUGAUAGCGAGACAGGCCCAGGGUUUUCUUCUGCUUUGGCGAUAACACCUUUUGUAUACACUAAAAAAGGAUCAAGGUUUUAUGAUGAGGAUGGGGACUUAGCCCAUGAGUUUUAUGAGGAAAAAGAUAUUGGAGGCCACACAGUAAUGGAACAACACUGGCGAAACCUCACACCAGAGGGUGAAGUCAAACUUCCCAUUCCGCGGCUUCAUAUGGAUUUCCCUGUUGUAAUAUGUGAGGCUCCAUAUUCCAGUUGACUUUAAUAUUGAUGGCAGUGAAUAUGUGGACCUUGUCUCAGCAAAUGGAAACGUUCAUUCCAUAUUUUGUAAGGAAUUACUUUACAUUAAAACUUAAGAAGAAUAGUUCUGAAUAAACAUUGAACAAAAUUGUACAAAUGUAUACAAAGGAAUAUUUCUAUCAAGCAAAAAUGUAUGUGUAAUGGAUAUGUAUAUAACUUACUUCAUAAAUGUGAUGAUUGUGUUGCUUUAUUCACUUGCACAACAUAUGGACUAACUUAAGGAAUCUGACUGCUUGUGUUUUCUGAAAAAGAGCAUUCCCUGUUGUUACAUUUGCAGUGCACGUGCCUCAAAGUUAUCCCACAAGGAUGAGCUUAUUGAGUUAGGAUUAGUAUAUUACAAUCAAUACAUGAAUUCCUGUUUUUGUCUGGUGUGUGGAGUACGAGAUAUCAAAAUGGAGUAGGACAGAAGGGUAUCAGACACAAUAUGUAAAAAAUACUGCUGUAUACUGAUAAUUACUGAAGUUUUACUUGCUAGGACUACGAUGUAUGUAAUCUGUGAUUGUGCAAUAAUUGAUUUUUUUUUUGUUUGCAAACAUAUAAAAGUGUAUGUUGUGUUCCAGUCUUGUGAGUUUUAUUUCUGGAGAUAUUGGUAGAUGUAUAAAAUGAAGAUUUAUUUAUUAAUACAGAGAGGAGUAAACCUCAAGUAUUAUAAUGUACACAGUAUACCCAAGUUUUCUUUAUAUGUAGUACUUUAUCAUUAAUUUUAAAUCAAACAUGUUGAUUGAAUCUUGGGUGUACAAUUUUGAAUGUAAAUUUUACAUCUAAUUAUUACCAGUAUGUAUCAUACUGUGAAAUGUUUCAUUGAUAAAUGUUUCAAUAAAAUUUAUUAGGUAAGCAUUUUUAAA
Messenger RNA from Saccostrea echinata, 1299 nucleotides. RefSeq names its product tumor suppressor candidate 2-like. The record is from RefSeq and is a predicted model, not a curated record. The coding region runs from base 87 to 413 and encodes 108 amino acids. Gene Ontology annotation, cellular component: mitochondrion. Gene Ontology annotation, biological process: regulation of mitochondrial membrane potential. NCBI's taxonomy places the organism in Eukaryota, Metazoa, Mollusca, Bivalvia, Ostreida, Ostreidae. The transcript has 3 exons.